AUGGCAUCCACCCUGGCCAAGCAAAAGGGGGUCCUUCGCAAGGCCAUGAGAGCGACACUCGCCAAUCUGACGAGCGAGGAGAUACAGGCACAGUCGCGCCAGAUAACGCGUACGCUCCUCGCCCUUCCGGAAUUCCAGCAGAGCAGGAGCGUCAGCUGUUACCUCAGCAUGCCUACGGGCGAGGUCGAUACUUCCGCGGUUGUCGCUGCCAUCUUUGAUGCAGGGAAAACCCUCUACGUGCCGAAGAUGCUCGAUAAGGAGCGCGGCAUCAUGGACUUUCUCCAGAUCUUCGGCGAGCACGACCUGCACACGCUCCCCGCCGGCCAGUGGGGCAUCCGCGAGCCCGACGAGGUGCGCGACAGCGCGCGGAGGCCAAGCGGUCACGCAGAGCCGCUCGAGCUGAUCGUGAUGCCAGGGAUGGCGUUCGAUCGAUCGUUAUCGCGCCUCGGCUACGGCAGGGGCUUCUACGACCGCUUUCUCGCGGCGUACGCGCAGGCGGGCGCUGGCUCUGGCAGGGGCGGACGGCAGCGACCGCGGCUCGUCGCGCUCGCGCUGCGCGAGCAAAUCCUGGAGGCAGGAUUGGUGCCGGUGGGGGAGACGGACUGGAAGGUGGAUGUAAUAAUAGGGCCAGAUGGGAUCGUGCAGUCCUGA
Molecule: messenger RNA, 651 nt
Organism: Trametes versicolor FP-101664 SS1
Lineage: Eukaryota; Fungi; Basidiomycota; Agaricomycetes; Polyporales; Polyporaceae
Product: 5-formyltetrahydrofolate cyclo-ligase
Exons: 6
Coding region: 1-651 (216 amino acids)
Biological process (GO): folic acid-containing compound biosynthetic process; tetrahydrofolate interconversion
Cellular component (GO): mitochondrion
Molecular function (GO): 5-formyltetrahydrofolate cyclo-ligase activity
Source: RefSeq, a predicted model, not a curated record